Anas platyrhynchos (mallard) is the source of this 6054-nucleotide messenger RNA. It is a transcript of the gene C2H8orf34, whose product is annotated as chromosome 2 C8orf34 homolog. The record is from RefSeq and is a predicted model, not a curated record. NCBI's taxonomy places the organism in Eukaryota, Metazoa, Chordata, Aves, Anseriformes, Anatidae.
AUGGCGUCUCACCAGCAGACCAGGAUCCAAGCCUACCUGGAGAAGAACAAGAUCGGGCCCCUCUUCGAGGAGUUGAUGACAAAGCUGAUAACGGAGACACCUGACCAGCCAAUCCCAUUUCUAAUUGAUCAUCUUCAAUCCAAACAAGGAAACCGCGGUCAGCUUCAGAGAACAUUGUCUGGCUCUGCUGCCCUUUGGGCAGAGAGUGAAACAUCAGAAAAUAAAGGAACAAGGAGAGAUUUCAGAAGUUAUGAUAAACCCUGGCAGGUAAAUGCAAAGAAGCCUAAAAAGUCAAAGAGUGACCUUGCCGUGUCCAACAUCUCUCCACCGUCACCAGAGUCCAAGUCAUUGCCAAGGUCAAUAGAGCAUCCUAAAUGGGAUUGGAGGACAAAACCGGAGAACCAUGAUUUUGAUGAGCUAAAUCAUAUUCUUCAAGAGAGCAAAAAACUUGGAAAAGCCCUUGAGAAUCUGUCUCGCAGCAUUGCUAUUUCUGAUGAACUUGAUAAGGACACAACAGGUUUUAAUACCCCCCUUCUCAGACCUCGUGUGAUUGGAGAAUGGAUUGGUCGUGAAGAGAAUGAUGCAGAUCCACUAGCCGCUGAGAUGCUGCAGCCACCAAUACCAAGAAGUAAAAAUGAGCAGUGGGACAGUGAGGAUAGCAGCAGUCCUGGUGGAAGCCUAAAAAUGGAGCCAAAGAGCAAAGGACUGAAACAGCAACAACAACAACAUAAGAAACUGCUGGCUGCCAUGCUUUCUCAGGACUCCUUUGAUUCCGCUCACAGCACAGCUCCAUCUGUAACUGAAGAAGAUAUUGACAAUGAAGAUGAUGCAAUGGAACUGCUGGAGGAUCUUGAUGAUCUAAGAAUGGAAGGAGUAACAAGUCUGAUGUCUUCUGGGAGCAAAUUCAAUCAAACUAGAAGUGCUCAUCCUGCUGAGCCUCAAGCAAAGGUCACAUUGAAUAUCUGUGCAAGAUGUGCCAGAUUGCAAGGAGAUAAUAUGGCAGAAAGGCCAGAAGAUGUCUCCAUGGUAUCUCAAACAUCUGAGCCAGCAAUGUCAGACUCUGAUGCUCAAGUACCUGGGGUUGAAACACUUACGGAAGAUAUUGAUGAAUUUGAGAGUGCCUCUCAAGUGGCAGGAUCUUCUCAGCCAGCUUGGACCCUGGAUGCUAUGGGUGUGAGACCUGGAGGUUCUCCAAGACAGAAACUCUUAAAGGACUCCUUAGCAGCAAAAGAACUUCAGACCAUGGAAAAACAUCUAGCUGAUAUUGAAAAGGACCUAGCACUAUGGGAAGAAGCAAGGCUCUCAAGAAGCCCUAGUAUCCAACACCACAGUUUAGUUACAUCUGACCAUCAAGGCAAUCUUCAAGCUGCACAAGGCCAAAAUCCAAGGCCUCAGGUGCCGCCUCCAAUGGGGAAAAAUGUUCAACUCCAAGGAAACAAAUCACCACCGUUGCCCACUAACAGCCGAGCACAGGUCUCAAGUCUUGCAAACAGCCGGUCUCCAACACCUGGUGCACAAACCAACAGGUCAUCGACUCCAUCAACACCGGGAAGCAGACCUGUGACCCCAAACAGCUUGCUGUCACGGCCUCUUACCCCUAGUAAUCAAGGAAAUAAAGAAGGUGUCAUCAAUAUGCACAGAAGCCGAUCUUUGACCUCUAAGAGCCAAAUGGGGAGGACCCUCAGCGCUGCUUCAGGGCUCUCUGUGCAAAUGAGUGGAGAUGUUGUUGGAACUGUCACUACUCAGAGAAGCAGUUUAUCAGAAGAUGAAUUCUUACAACAGCUUCAGCUUACUCAUCAGCCUUGGAUAUUGCCGAGUGACACAGAAAGUGAAGGAGUGGAAGCUGACCAAGACAAAUAUAAUUCAGUCGUGUGUUGCGGCUCAGCCCUGUGGCUGCCCUGACAUAUGAGCUGCGUGAAUCAGGAGAAGCUAUGGACAAUAUCUGAGAGUCUGACAGUGGUGAGCUGAAUAUGCUUCCACUGACAUUUCAACCCAAAAAAAUGCUCACAAAAAUACCCACAGGGUUCUAGUGAAGACUCAAAUGGUUAUAAAACUAUGAAAACUAUGAGGUACGAAGUCAUCCUGUGGAACUGCAUCUGGCCUAGAAGGGCAUAUCAAUGAACUGUUCGACUUGAGGACUACUCUGCAGACUUUCCAGCUGGAAGAAACUGGCCAUUUGUUGUCCUUUAUAUUACAGAGUAUUGGAAAGAGCUAGGAAUUGUGCUGAUGAUCUCAUUUUUUCAUGCCUUUCUGGAUUCCUUUAUUUGCCAUACUGGCUGAGUGUUUUCACUACAAGCCAAGAAGAUCUUGCUGCAAACCAGUGUGUACUUUUUAUUCCAUUUAAUUGUCACAGCUAUUGUUAAGAGAUGUAGACCCCAUUCCUCUUUCACCGGUGCCUUGUGUAGUCAUUUACAACAGUACAGAAAGAGCACAAAGUAGCCCUGAAGUAUUACCAAAUCAUAUUGGACAUGUUCUACACCUACUUUUCACUCAAUUUUCUUGAAUGAAAAUGACUCCAAGAAGUGCAGCACCCUGGGAACAGCAAGCAGGGAGUACAUCCUUUUGCAUUAAAUAAGGCCUUGAAAGGCUCUUGUCUCCACAGCUGACUGAUGGAUUCAGCAGAUGGGAUCAGAUUGCUGCAGAAAACAGAAAAAAGUAGGAUGAUUGACUAAUCCCAGGGUACAAAAAUGACCAGGAGGUGAAAGAUCUAUGAAAGUGUGUUUCUUGUGUUGUUGUGUUUUGUAUGUGUGUGUUUUUUUUUGUUUGUUUGUUUGUUUGUUUUGUUUUGUUUUGUUUUGUUUUGUUUUAAUCCAAGUAUUCUUCUGCUCUAAAAAAUAUUAACACUCCUUAUUAUCUAAUUGCUGUAAAUGUGUUUUACAAGGCUGAGAUUCAUUCUAAGCCAAAACUGUAUAAUUUGCUCUUUUAUCAUGAAGAGGAAGGAUUUCAAGUUCAAGUAGCAAAAACUCUGAUGGAAAAGGUUAAGAUUUUGUAAUGAACUCAUAAUUGACUGUUCUUGAGCUGUCAGAGAGCAGGUCCAUGAACGUAGAGAAUGGGGGAAAGAAAAGAGGAAGGUUGAUCCUUGAUGUGUGACUUCUGUUCAUUUUGGUUAAAUCUUGUUUGGCAAUGUGUAAUACCAGCCUAAGUGUUACAGCAGGAUCUGGGGAAUGCUUAUGUUCUCUGUGUCUCAUUUCCCUGAUCUUUGAAGUGCGAUGAUGAAAUGUGAUAACUGACAGCAAAGCUAUGAGAAAUCACCAGUUAAUGUUUCUAAAAUGUGUCACAAGUGUAGGCCCCAAUUCUGAUGUCUCUCUGCAUUUCUUUCUGCUGUGAUUUCAUUAACUUUAAGAUGGCUGUAGUGUUUUCAGUUAUGUUACUCAAGUAAAUCAGUGGCUUGCUGCUUAUAUUAACCACUUCUAAAUCAUUGUCAUUCUUUUUUAUAUUGGAAAAAUCAGCUUGUCAGGGUGUGACCCAUCUCACCUAACUCCAGCUACAUAAAAGUGAGGAAGUAUAGUCUAAGCUAUUUGCACUCUGAAGCACAUAGGAAAAACAAAGGGACUUCAGAGGGUAGAUAGAGAUCUGUCUUGCUGGGGGACUGAGAAAGGUACACUAAAUGGACAUCCUCAGGGUGUCCAUCUCUUGCAUCUCCAGCCUGACUUCUCUAUCUCAUGUCAUCUGAAUAAAUUUAAUUUCUCAUCAGUCAAGAAUUCUAUAAUGUAUAUAGGGUAACAUGGAAUAUAUUUUCUGGCUAGCAUCCCAUUUCCUUCUGCAGCUAAGAAGACCACAGUCUCUGGAGUUUUUGCGGAUAACAGUCAUGAGAAGAAUUUGCAAGUGAAACAGGCUUAUAUACAUUUGCUUUUCUUUUUCCACCCUUAAGACAAAUUUGUUACUUAAAGAUCAAACUGUGACAAUGCUUGUAACUCUGCUAAAUGAAGUGUCUCCAAGGAAAACAGUUGUUAAACAUUAAACAUAAGUGAUGAAAAAAUAUAUAUAAGGUUAAUAAAGGGUAAGAAAUGUUGCUAAGAUUUCCCAGGCUUUAUUUCUUCUGUUUCAUUGCUGUUUUUUGCUUGUUUUGUUUUUGCUUCAUGUGUUUGUUUGCUUUUGAUGCAAAGGUUUUCAUGGUAUGUGCCUUGCUAUGUUGAAUAUCAGUACAGUAUGUAAUAUAAAAUCCAAGCUUAUCACCUGUCAAAAUGAAACUUAAAGAUCUUGUUCCAAUUGUACUUUGUUGGUUACCUAGAGAUAAUAGUUUGUUUCCUGCAAAAUGUUUUUAAUCUCCCAAAGGAAAGUUGCAUAUUUAUAUAUUCAAAAAAAAAACAACAAAAAAAACAAGAUUGAAUAAAUGUGAAGUUGCUAUGCCCGAUUUCCCUCAGUGUUUAAAAAUGACAAGUUGAAGGCUUCUAAGGUAACUUUACACAUUCAGCUGUGUAAUUAAACGUGGUUGUAAAUUUCCAAUUUACAACCCUAGUUUUCCAAGUGGAUCCAUGUAAUAGGUACACUUACAUCAUUACUCUAUUUUUACAAACAUAUGGGGAGAGGGGUGCUUUACAGUCAGCAACAUUUGCAAAACAAUCUAUUUCCAUCUGCAUGAGUAAAUAUUUGUAAAAGCUAAAUUUCCAUUUUGCUUUGGGGAAGGUUUUAAACCUGAAUACAAUCAUAAAUGGAAACAUUACUAUCUCAGCUUAUCUGAUUCAUUAUAUUUACCUAUUACAGUCACCUAUUCUGUUUAAUGCAUUUUUCAACAUUAUUCAAUUUUGCAGUUAGUAUUAUUUCUACAAAGCAAGACCCUCCAAAUCACUGAAUAAUCGGAACAAAUAAUGUAACUUAUGAGGCUCUGGUUCACUUCUGAAUAUUUUAGUAAUGAAAAAGAAUCAAGAUUCAUCAAAAUAUUGAUCCAAAUUGUUUAUUUAACUGUGAAGUCAGCAUUAUGGAAAACUUUUACAAAACACAAUGAAGGAUUAGAUUUCUCUUUUAUCAUAUUUUGGUGUACAUUAAAUUUUAGCCCUAAUUUCUGUGUUUUCUUUUUGAUUUCACAGGUUUGUGAAAUCAGUGGGAUUGUUGAAGAACAAUUUAAUUAAAACAAAAUUACGGUUAUCAAAACUACACCUGAAAAAAUGCUUUAGCUCAUACAUAAUUUUAAAUAAAGUUAUUUUUCUAAUAUCAGCAGUACAUAAGUGGAACCACUCUGAUAUGUGGAUGCUGUAAUGCACUGAGUCAGAGUAUUUACGGUGGUACAGUGGCCUUAGGAAAGAAGGGUAACUGUUGCCUUUUAGUAUAAAGUUACUAUAAUGUUUUUGUUUAGUUUUUACCCCUGUUAUUUUGGAUUGACAUUUGAUAAACUAAACUCUGCCUGACCAAAUAAACUUUACGUAGAGAUUUUAUGUAUUUUAACUUGUCUAAGGUUUUCUACUCCUUAUAUUUUUGUAAGCUUUACUCUUUUUUAGAUUAACAAACAUGAAAGUAUUCACCCACAUCUGCCAAUAUGUAUGUCCCAUUCAGUUCUCACAGAGAACUAGCUGUUCGCUCAUAGUCACCUGCAGAGAGAGGUCAGAAGAGGGGGUGAGUGAAAGAGUGUGUGUGCAAGGAGCAGAAACAGGUGUUGCCUGCGUCACAUAGCUUUGUAUGGAGUGUAUCUACUUUGAUCUUUAAAACAAAUGAAGACUGUUAAAAAAGAGGAACAUAUCAAUAACGAGUGGAGCAUGCAUGCAAAAAUAAAGUACUUAAAGGACUUUCACAUAUAUAUGAUUAAAUAUUACUUACCCAUAUGGAUUACUGAAACAAAUUUGCUAUUUAAAAUAGGCUAACUGGUGUAUGCUGUGUGCUAGGAAAUUUAGAUGCUUUUGCACAGACAUCAAAUUAAGGGAUGUGGCGGUUGCAUUUACUGAUUUCAUUUAUCUGUUAAUUCUGUCCAGUAUGUUUUCAGUUUCCUUUGUCUUCAAUUAUGUAUGCUUGGUUCCUGUAUCUUAGACAUAAUGAUAUAAUGAAAUUGCUUGCAACUAUGAAAAAAAAUAGAGUAUGACAAACCAUCUCUUUGUUUAACAAAUAAAAGUGAAUUCUCUGUCA